GAUAGGAAUGAGAUAGAGACCUGCGAUUUUCGCUGCUCAAUAGCCAAGACUUGAGCAGAACGUUUCACAAGCGGAAGCAACUUUUGAAAGAAUUUCAGAGAUCGGAUUUUGGGAGGAUCUUUGGACAACCAGCUCCGUUCUCAGAAAACUAACAUACAAUGUUAGUAAUUUUUAUGCAUGCGUGCAUAGUUCGGACAUCACUCUACAAAAUUAUGCCAGUUCCGACUCUCUGGCUAUCGUCGUUCGGGCAGGGCUCGCUUUCCCCGAGCACGUGACUGUCUCCGAGCAGACAUCUCUGGGAAUCUCAAAAUGCCAUGGACUAUAGGUAAUCGACUACGCUGAGCAUAGUAGCAACAUUUGUUUCUGUGUAGAAAUGAAUAUAACUUCGCCAGAGGCAUUGUUGUGAAAAAACCGGUUUUUCGCCUGUUACUAGCAAAAAUUAAAAUCCUUAUAUCUCGAUCAAAUCUUUUGCUGACUCAAGCAAAUGUUCAGAAAAGGCUUGAAAGAUGCCAUAUGUUGUUGACCAGGCCGAAAAAGUGAUCCAGCGGAACACUGAUGCUCUGAUGUUUUUCACAAGGUUUCUGAAAAACCUUAAGCCAAUGCCCAGUUCACAUUCACCGUUUUCGUCUUCGAUUAUGCUUUAUGAGCUGUCCUGAGCGUUUUCUGGAAAUUUGCUUGAGUCAGCAUGAGAUUUGACGUUCUGCUCAAGUCUUGGCUAUUGAGCAGCGAAAAUCGGAGGUCUCUAUCUCAUUCCUAUCUUCAUUCAAAAGUUAAAAAUGCCCACGGGUCUUGUAUUUUGGGAUGGAUAGUAGAACAUCAUUUAGAGCUAGGAAAUAUCUCAAUUUGAUCAAAGCUGUUGACUCUAUUUCCCGAUCUUCUAGAAAAUACCUUUAAGUUUGACCUUGUAUCAGAAAGUAAAUUGUUUUCGAAAAGUUAGCUUUUUAAGGUUUUCAGGUAACUUUUCAGAAACCGCAUACCUCUUCGAUGAGGAACAAAUAACGUUAGAUUCUGAUAGUAGAUACUGCGGGCUAUCUGAUGAUGUCUUUAGAUCAAUAUCAACUUUCUAUAAAACGUCAUAUGUUUCUGAGGGGAUUAGGCAGGGGCUGCGUAUGUGAGUAUGUAGAAAAUCGCAUCAUUUCGAAUAAAAGUCUUCUUUUGAUCGCUUAUUUUCGCAGAAAAACAAACCUAGUGACUUUUUUAAGUCGUAGAAGGUUAUUUUAAGGGGCUUAAGCAGACUUUAUCGGAUUACAAUGGACUGCAUGGGACCUUGGUCCACUUCAAAGACCGAAACUGCGCUUCUUCCUCUUGCUUCUAAGUGUGCAAACAACACCUGAAUUUGACAACGUCGUACUGAUGAGCUGCUGACUGACUUGAAAACGAGAAUGCAAACUUCCAAGGACAUAAACGGAAAUCAGACAAUAAUUUCAUUUUAGUGCAAGCACCACCUCAGCGUAUCCCUCCGACUUCAGCCCUCAAACCUGAUAAGGAAAACGUUGACAAUUCAAUUCAGUCUCCCAGGAAACCUAUCGAAGAGCAAAUACAAGAUAAAAAUACUGAUUCUACGAUAGACGAGGUGCAACAUUCGAAACCAACUGAAACAGUCCUCGCAUCACAGAAAGAUGCUACUGAACAACAAUCGGAAAUUACAACUGCGAAUGAACCUAAUCAGGAUUUGAGUCUCAGUAAAACACCACUCGACUCGGCACAGAAAAUUGUGGAACAACCGCCGGAAUCUGGGAAAAGUCCACCAGAUGUGACAGAACCGAAAGCUGUUGAAAGUACCAGCAUCACUACUGAAAAGAUUGAAUUACCUUCCACAAAAACAGAAGUUGCCGCUGCUGAUAGACACCAUUACGAGGAUACCAUUGCAAAACCACAGGCCGAUGUCGCUAAGGUGAGGAG
Messenger RNA from Didymodactylos carnosus, 1902 nucleotides. The record is from the annotation of a GenBank genome assembly. Lineage: Eukaryota; Metazoa; Rotifera; Eurotatoria; Philodinida; Philodinidae.